AUGGGCGUCCGGAACUGGCAGGUUUCUUUUGACCAGCCGGGUGAACAUCACGCAAUAGCACCCAGCAAGGACUUGUUCAUACCUGCAAUGGGUAACAUGCUCGUCAAAAUCGCUGGAGCCAUUUCCCAUGGGCUGUUGGCAAUAAGGUGGCUGCUAGCUGGCGAUCCGGCGGGGCCGCCAUUAAUCGCUUGCUUCCUGCUUGUUGCCAACAACACCCAGCUGCUGACCUCAACGUCGCUGAUCUCGCACGUGAAGGCAAUCCUCGUCAGCAUUGCCAUGGAGAAAGGGAUCUACAUCAAGUUCGCCGAAGUCAAAAAUCUGUGGGGCGCACCGGCCGGCAAGGCAUGCCUCUUGAUCAAUGCCAUUUCCAUACUGAUCCUGUUGCCGUAUUUGCAGUCCCGACCGGAGGACCUCCUGCUGUGGCUUGGCACUUGCGCCACGUUUUUGCUGUGGGCAAACUCCAGCAUCAAGAGUGUCGGCACCAGUGUCGGCCUCAUGGACCAUGACGCCUGGCAGGAUGUGGGUGAGGUACUGGAAAAGCACUCAGAGAACGGCAAGAUCAUGACAGCGCCAGAGUUCCUCGCCCAGUUGUCCAUCUGCCGGGGCGAGGAGGCUACAGACGGCGACUCGAAGCAACCUGGGCUGUUGCCAGAGGUCCUGGAUUUGAUGCUCUUAAAGUUUACACCGUCAGAAGAGCUCUUGUUGCGACACAGACGCGAGCUCAUGGCCCACGCUUUUCCCCUUUUUCCACGGCUUCGAGUCUUUCACGCUUUAGCUGUCGUUUGUCUUCUCCUUCUGAGCUCCGCUGUGCCGUUGGGCAUGGUGGUUUUCUGCUACUCGCGCAAACCUGCCCUGCAGUAUGCCUCUGCGUCAGACGGUGAGCUUGAGCCAAAGCUGCCUCCGUCGACAGGGUCGGACUUCUACAUCCAGCCCCAUGUGUGGGCUGGCACCUUGGACCUACGCUUCGAGCAUGAGGCUAGCCUCGCAUCACGGUCGGAGUUUUGCUGUUCCCCUGAGAGCUGUUCAGAACCCUCUCGCCGACCUCGUGGGGCCUGGACUGUGCUGGAGACUCGAUUGCCGCCCGAAAACUUCGGGAAAGCCUGCACUCUCCACUUGCGUGGCUUUACGGAGCGAAAGUAUGUCUUCAUGGUUCCAGCGCUGCGGCACCUUCGCGGACUGGUUUAUGGGACAGAAUCCAAUCCUCCGCCGAGUGUGGAGUGCUCUGUCUUCGAUCGAAGCUGCACGCUGUCCACAAUCCGCAUGCCCCAGCUGCACCAGGGGCUGCAGCUAUCUCUGGAGCUGCAGCUGGAAGAAGACAUCUUCAAGUUCAGCUACGAGGCAAAGGUCUGCAGAGACGGUGCCCGCGACGAGGAUUGCGAGUCUGCUGAUGCUCAACGAGCUGGGCAUGAGGUCUGGAUCCAGCCGGAGGUCGAUGACACGACACAGCAGCUGUGGAUGCAAGUGAAGAUCACGGUGACGCCUGGGAAUCUUAAAGAGCCAGGACGGCUCCUCCAACGCGUUUACGCAGUGGACGCAAGGGUCAUCACGAACGAGCGAAAAUAUUUCGAGAUCAUGCAGACGAUCUCGCAAGCCCGAGGAGUGGUACCCUUGGAGUUGAAGCGCAACCAAGCCAGUUUGUUGCGGGAAGUCUAUCAGCAGAAGAAGGAGAAACCCUUUAUCCCGCUAACGUUCCUUGCUGUGGGCACCACCGGAGUGGGGAAGUCCCAACUUUGCAGUUGGAUGACCGACAAGUCCAGUGAGUGCAAGCCCAAAGCGUCCAUGGAGUCGGUCACCCAGAAGGCUGCUGAAGUGGAAGGGUUCGCUUUUGGAGAUCCAAAGUCGGGAUACAGGAUACAGUGGAUCGACACGCCUGGGAAAGGGGACACUGGCGGCGCCGGGAAAGAUGCCACGCUAUGGGAAGACACAAUGAAGUUCCUGCUCUACAAGAGGAUCCAUCGCAUCGUUUGGGUGUUGAAUGCUGCCUGGAUCAGGGGCACCACCAGCACCGUCGACAUGUGGACAGCCCUUCGGAGGUCAUUUGGGAUCCAUCUCUACAGGAGAAUGGUCAUCGUUUUCAACUUCAUGCCCCUGACUGGCAACACAACCGCAGACAACGAGGAUAAGCUGAACAAGACCCAGGCUCUGGCAAAUUGGAUGCUGGAGCAGGAAAACAAGACGUACCAUUGGAGAGCUGAUGCUAUGGAUUACAUCGCCAAGCUAAUCCGCGCGGUGAAAACUUAUAUGGUGGACGUCAAUCCGAAGCACAAAGAAGAUCUGCCGAGUGGCGUGCCCUUGUCUGCACCGUUCGUGGGCAAGUACCCUCCCUUCUCUGCUCCGGCUGGCAUCGGUGAGCUAAUGCAGCUACUCGCAGAUACUGCUCGACAUGGAGGCUUCCAGGUGGGCAUCUCGCAUCCCCCAAUCGGUCCUGGACAAGCUGACCGCCUCACAGUCGUUCGCAGCAAGUGUGUGUGGGAUAUUGAGGAGGACUGCCAUCUUGUGCCGGCUACGGUUGCCAACACGACCUUCGCUGGCCACUUGCUCUCGCGAGACGACGCUGCUUUCCCCUUUCAUGGCCAACGUGAGUCCGCUUGUGGAGUCAAGGACACCGAUGCACAGGGUUGGGCCAGCUGGAUGCAACGCAUCCGAAAUCCAGCCAUGGUAGCGGAGGACCGCACGUUCGCAAGAUUCACAUUCAGACUCAAGCACAACGACAACCACUUCUGCUACUGCGAGGCUCCGGACUGCGCAAAGAACGUAUCCUGGCGGUAUGAUCAAAAGCCAGCCAUCGCAGAGAAGGACUUCGCCCGCCAAAAGUGCCUUCCACAGUACGUCCAUGUGGGUGACGGGAAUUGGCACAUGUCACUCAUCGGUGGCAAGCUCCUGGGCGUGCCUGAAGACGAGAAGCAGCCGCCACGUUUGCUGCUCGUAAACCCCAAGGAUCUUGGACAAGGCGGAAUCCAACCAGCAAUGCAGGGCGUCUGUCACAAGCCCAGGGGGUGGUGGUGUCGGACAAAAGCCUACGGGUGGAGCCAACUUGUAGCCGCGCACGAUGGUCGAGUGGCCUAUGCACUUCCGAGCAGAGGCCAGCACAUCCUCGUUGUGAACUUGACCACGAGCACGCCGCUUCAGUGGACAAUCCAGACCAGAUUUUGGGGGAAGAUUUGGCCUGGGCCGUUGGAACUCGGAGGAAUCGUGGCCACAAGCACCAGACUCUACCUUAUUCCUGGCAGAGGACACGAAUUCAGGUCAUUGGACCUCCACAAAACGAAUACGAACCCAAAGCUGUGGAAGGUUUCCGGGCAUCUACCAGAGCUGCAGGUCCAGACAAUGAAGUGGAGCUUCGCCCUUAUCGUGAACGACAAGCUCUUCACAUGCCCAUUCAACGUACAGGUCAUGCUCGUGAUUGACAUUUUCGAGAGUUCGGUCGUCCAGCGGAUCGAAACUUGGAAGGUAUUCAAUGGUGGGGAGGCCUGGAAGUCUCUGCUUGCCCAUGAUGGCCAUAUCUACGCCUCUCCUUUCAAUGCCAACAAGAUGUUAGUAGUGGAUGCUCACCGCCACGGCCAGGAUUCCAUAGACGUUCGCAGAGUGGCUUCAGGACAGCGCAAAUGGAAUGGCAUGGCUCAGAAAGGCGGCGUCAUCUUCGCAGCACCGGUCGAUGCGCCUGCCAUCCUCGUGCUAGACACUGCCAGCAGGAGUGUUUGGGGUCUGCCCGUGGCGCGCCGCCGUGGUUCGGAGGGAGCCUUCAACACCAUCACGGCUGUUGGCAACCGUCUCAUCCUGUGCCCUGCAUCACGCAGAGAUCUACUCGUCCUGGACCACGUCGACCAGAUCACUGAAGCCAUCCGUGCAAGCCGUGAGUCCGCUCGGUAUACUUCAUGCAGCGCCAGAGUUGCGAGCUUCAAGUUCUGA
Messenger RNA from Symbiodinium sp. CCMP2592, 3909 nucleotides. Lineage: Eukaryota; Dinophyceae; Suessiales; Symbiodiniaceae. The record is from the annotation of a GenBank genome assembly.